UACACAUAAACUGGUCACACUAUUGCGUUCUCUUCAGACAUCGUGAAAAAAUCGGCGCGCCAUUUCUGUCCACCUUUUGCGUCCGACUCGCUUUGUUUAUGCUGACUUGGUGAAUUUCGCGUGUUUGAUUGUUUUAGACAGAGCCCGGGCGACCGCCAGCCGCCCCCACUCCAGGAACUGCGCCAUUGCUGAUCGUUGGCCAACGUUGUGAAAUCAAGGAAUUGCUCAUCGCGUUAGCUCGCGUCUGAAGGACAAAGGAAGGGGGCUUCCAAAGUACAUGUGUGUUUUCUGAGCGACGAGACGAGUGUGUGAGCAACAUGUUUGGCGGCUCGAAACCAACCUUUGGGGCCACACCCGGAGCCACAAGCUUUGGCAGCUUCAGCGGCACCACAGCGGCCACUCCGUUCGGCCAGUCAGCGUUCGGCAAGCCGGCUGCUCCGGCCUUUGGCAACACCUCCACCUUUGCCGCCCAGCCGACACAGCCGUCUCUUUUCGGUGCCGCAGCCACGCCUGCGCAGCCCACGGGCGGAUUGUUUGGAGCCAGCACUUCCAGUGCCUUCGGGACCACCGCCGCAGCCCAGCCUUCGACAUUUGGAGCGUUUUCGCAACCACAGCAGACCUCGAACAUCUUUGGAUCCACCCAAGCGGCGCCCAGCAACUCACUCUUCGGCCAGUCGUCGCUGCCGGCCUUUGGAGCCGCCAAACCGGGAAUGACGGCCUUUGGCCAAACGGCUGCCGCCCAGCCCACUAGCUCGCUGUUUGGCCAGCAGGCUGCGUCCACCAGCACCUCGGGAUUCGGCACCUUCGGACAGGCGGCGCCUACUAACACCAGUGUCUUUGGCAGCGGCACCGCCUCGGCAUUUGCCCAACCCCAGGCCACCGCUGUGGCCACCGGGGUUAACUCAGGCACCGCCGUGGCCAAGUAUCAACCUACAAUCGGCACGGAUACCCUUAUGAAGAGCGGCCAGCCAAAUAGUGUCAACACGAAGCUGCACUGCAUCACAGCCAUGAAGGAGUACGAGCUAAAGUCGUUGGAGGAACUGCGCAUGGAGGAUUACCUCUGCUCGCGCAAGGGUCCGCAGGCAGGCAGUGCGCCAGGCGCGUUCGGAUUCUCCAGUCAGGUGGCCCAGCCGCAGCCGCAACCUGCUGCCACCGGUUUGUUUGGAAGCACACAGCAGCAGGGGACGAGUCUUUUUGGUCAGACGGUGACGGAAAACAAGAGCCUGUUUGGCAACACGGCCUUUGGGCAGCAGCCAGCGACUAGCAGUGCCUUUGGAGCACCGGCCCAGCAGAACAACUUCCUGCAGAAACCAUUUGGAGCAGCCACUACCACACCUUUUGCCGCUGCGCCCACUGACGCAUCCAAUCCGUUUGGUGCCAAGCCCGCCUUCGGACAGGGGGCUAGCUUGUUUGGACAGACACCGGCAACUAGCGCUGCACCGGCCUUCGGUCAGACCAGCACCGGAUUCGGAGGCUUUGGAACCACAGCUGGAGCUACGCAGCAGACAUCGCUGUUCGGUGCUACGCCCGCUGCCGAUCCUAACAAGUCGGCCUUUGGACUGGGCACAGCUGCCCCAACGGCCACUUCAGGAUUUGGUUUUGGAACUCCGGCCACGAGCACCGCUGGCGGAGGACUCUUCGGGGCCAAGCCGGCCACAAGCUUCGCUGCGCCUGCCUUUGGAGCCACCUCAACAGCAAAUACCGGCUUUGGAGGCUUCGGUAUCAACACCAGCACUGCAGCCACGGGCGGAGGACUCUUCAACUCUGGAUUGAACAAGCCAGCCACCUCCGGAUUUGGUGGUUUCGGAGCCACCAGUGCAGCACCACUAAACUUCAACGCUGGAAACACGGGUGGUUCGCUUUUCGGGCAAGCGGCUAAACCGGGAGGUGGCCUCUUCGGUGGUGGAACUUCGACCCUGGGAGGCACGGGAGCUGCUCCAGUCGGCGGUCUCUUUGGAGGUGGUACUGGAGCUUUCGGAAAUGCCGGCGGUUCCUUGGGCGGUGGCUUUGGCGGCCUGGGAACAAGCAAUUCGAUGACCGGUGGACUGAUGGGUGCCCAGCCCACUGUGGGUAUAACGACGCCAUCCCACCAGCCCAUACACCAACAGAUCCUGGCUCGGGUCACUUCCCCCUAUGGAGACUCGCCUAUUUUCAAGGACUUGAAGCAUGGAAACGAGGCGGAUGCUACUAGGGCCACAAAUCCGGCUGCUCAGCAGGCUGUACUGGAUCUAAACAGCAACCAGUACAAGAUUGCCACCAAGGAUGUCCCAAAUCCAGUGAAGGUGAAGGCUCUGGGAAGCACCAUGAAUCGAAAGAGUCUGUUCAAUGGGCUCGAGGAGUUGGAUACGAGUGUGGAAUGCUUUAAUCUCAAGCCCACCGCCAAGCGUCUGGUUAUCAAGCCCAGGGUGAAUCCCGUCGAUACCGGUAAUGUCUCCAACUUAAAUGGCAGUGCUCCCAGUACUCCCCAGUCCCGUCCGAGAGUGGGAACUCCUAACAAGGAACGCGAUUCAUUCAGUGGAGCUAUUCCCAGUGAGCCACCGCCAGCAGGACACUCGCCAGGUGGGGCGACUGGCCGAGAGAGCCAGGAUAGCAGUCGCCGCGAGUCAUGGCUGCAUCCGAACAACCUGGAGAAGGUACGCCAGCACAAUAUCCAGACCGGAAUGGAUCAAGCCUCCCCUCACAAUAGCACUCUCAACGAGUUGGUGCCCCGCAAACCCCUGGAGACAUAUCGGCCAACUUCAACAGUGCGCUUGUCGGUAUCCACGAUUCCUGAGAACCCUUUCGAGGAUCAGGCUAGCGCUAUUGCCAGGCGAGAUACAUUCACUUCGGAUCAGGCUAACGAGAGCGGGCUUUUGAGCAGAUCCCAUGAGGCGGAGGAGCACUCGGCAAACCGUUCACGUCUGGCCAUAGAGGCGGCUGCUAGCGAGGACGCCGACUACGAGACACAUCCCACAGGCAUUGUGUUGCGUCGUGUGGGGUACUACACCAUCCCAACGCUGGACGAUCUGCGCUCCUAUUUGGCCGAAGAUGGAUCCUGUGUGGUUCCGAACUUUACAGUUGGACGCGAGGGCUACGGAAAUGUGUUCUUUGGCAAGGAACUGGAUGUGGCUGGCCUGAAUAUAGAUGAGAUAGUCCACUUCCGCAACAGGGAAAUUAUUAUUUAUCCCGAUGACGAUAACAAGCCUCCCAUUGGUCAGGGCCUGAACCGGGACGCACAGGUAACCCUGGAUCAGGUGUGGCCACUGGACAAGACGAAGCAUGAGGCCAUCAAGGAGCCACAGCGCCUGCUCGAGAUGGACUGGGAGGGCAAGCUGCGCCGGGUUUGUGACAAGAAUGACACCCGCUUCAUCGAAUACCGCCCGGAGACGGGCAGCUGGGUAUUCCGCGUUAAACACUUUUCGAAAUACGGUCUUGACGACAGCGAUGAGGAAGAACAAGUGCCCACCGAUCCAAAAAAGGCUAAAAUGGUUUCCCUGGAGGCGCAACAACGAGCUGCUGCUGAUAAGAUGACACUGAACUCACUUCGUCAGGCCCAAAAGAUAUCGGAGGAUGCGGCCCGCAGUCUUGAUGCAAAGGCCUUGGUCGCUGGAGUGAUCAACGGAUCCAGAGCAAUGGAUGACACAGCUGAGUUUUUGCUGUUUGAUAAGACACAGUUUUUCCAGGCCGGCAUGGGAUCAAAUUUCUCCAUGUUUGAUGCCCCGCCGCGUCCCCAGCCGACCUAUUUCAGCCCCACAGCCGCUGUGGCCCAGGAUAUAGUGGGUAACGAGCCGCACAAAAUGCAACUGAUGAAGUCCUCCCUGUUUGUGGACGACAAUGCCAGCGAGGAUGAGGCUAUGGAGCCAACCAAAGGAUAUCGCAACUUCUUCAACGUAGAGCCCUCUCCAUGGAAAGAUGCCGGCUCCGAGAACUCCAGCCAAUAUGACUUUGGGCACCCAUCUGCUCUGCCCGUCUCCUCCUCGGUCUCUGUGGCCAGCCUCCUGUGCGACGCACAUUCCGAGGAAACCUCAUCAAUGGCGACCGGAAGCAUACCAGCUGGCGAAAAGGAGAAGCACAGGGAGUCUGUGGUGUUAAAGCCCUUCAAAUUUGUGUGCAAGCCCAGAGUGGCCUCGGUCAAGGUGUUUGCCACCACGGUACCUUUGCCACGAUCCAUUGCCUAUGAUCUGCGUGAAACCUGGAUUGCUGAUCUGGGAUUAUACAGGGGACGCAGUUUCAAGCUGAGCUUUGGGCCGAAGAACUCCCUGGUGUUGCCGAACACCUUCAACAAUCUGCGCAAUCUCAAGGAAUUUUCUGGACCCGCUUUGCCCGCUUCUUUGGUUUUUGCUCCUCGUUUGUCCAGCGAUAUGUCACCCAAUGUAUUGCAAAUGGUGCAGUUUAACAUGGUCAAGGGCAAUGGUAGCAUUCGCGAGGGCAUUGUCUCCCACCUGGAGGUGCAACUGCGCGACAGCCUGGCUGUGGAGGUGGAGGGAAGUGAGUGCCCCUGGCUGCAUCCAAACAAUGGCACAGAUCUGGUGUCUAAGCACUUUGCCGAGUCGUUAAAGCAGCGAGACGGCGGCGAAAUGGAGGAGUACUAUGUGUCCGUGUGGUCGCUCCUGUUCGCCCUGUGGGGUGUGCAUGACGAACUACUGGACAUGGACGUCAACUCGCACUAUAUGGUCAUGUGCCGGCGCAGCCUGCUCUCCGAGUGGCUCGAGAAUACGCUGAUGGGAAAGGAUCUGCUCUCGAAGAAGGUGAGCACCCACACCUACCUGGAGCACAUGCUGGAUUUGCUCAGUUGCCAUCGCGUAAGCGAGGCUUGCGAGCUGGCCUUCAACUACGAUGACGCGAAUUUGGCUCUUGUAUUGGCUCAACUCAGUUCGGGUGCCGAGUUUCGAUUGCUGAUGGAAGAGCAGCUCUACGCCUGGCAGCAGAGCAAGUCGGACAAGUACAUCGACCUGGAGCGCUUAAAGAUGUUCAUGCUGGCCGCCGGAGUGCCCCUAAUGCAGAGUUCCCAGGGGGCUAUUAACCUGCUGGAAGAUCAAAACUGGCUGACGGUAUUGGCCAUGCAGCUGUGGUACUUUACAGCGCCAACUUCCACUAUAACCGAUGCUCUGAACGCCUACAACAAGGCCUACCAGGCAGAGGAGUGCUAUGCGGAGGCCCCGAAGCCAAGCUACAAAGAUGAAUCUGCAUCUGCUACUGGGACGAAACCCGUCUACGACCUGCGCUACCACUUGCUCCAGUUGUAUUCCAAGCGAACGCACUCCCUGGAAGAAACCCUAAAUCCGAUUACACAUACCACCGAUCCCAUGGACUUUCGUCUAAGUUGGCUUGUUCUUCAAAACCUGCGAGCUCUCGGCUACCGUCACUGCUCGGAAUUAACAGAGUCUCGCCUCACGGUGGACUUUGCUAGCCAGCUGGAGAACGAAGGCCUUUGGCACUGGGGCAUUUUCGUGUUGCUGCACCUCAAGCGUCGGCCACAGCGGGAACGGGCUGUGCAGCAGAUGCUGCAGCGCAACGUAAUAGUAUCUGGCAAGAUACCUUUAAAUGCAGAGGAGUGUUUUGUUGUGGAGGAGUUGAAUGUUCCUAUGUGCUGGGUGGACUAUGCCAAGGCGGUGAAAGCCGGGGCAUCGGGAAAACGACACCUGCAAGCGAAGUACCUGCUGAAGGCCAGACACUGGGUGGAGGCACACGAGAUCAUCUUUCAGCACAUAGCCCCUGAUGCGAUUAUUAACGGACGAAUGGAUUACCUGCACAGCCUCCUCAUCCAGUUCGAGAACACCGAGGGCAGCAGCAUCCGUGUGCCCAACUGGGCCAACCAGGGUCAGAUCUUUCUGGACUUUAUUGACAUCAGUGCCAAGUUCAACCAGAUUCAGCAUACGAAAAACAUAGCAGACAUUAACGCGCGCUGGGAGAACCUAAAGCCGCAGCUUAGUGAGCUCUGCUCGAGGAUUGCCCUACUCCCAUGUCCCACUUCAAAGCACCGACUCUGCCAGAGCGAAAUCUCGCAAAGCAUCAGUUAUUUGGUUCACGGCAUGUGCAUCGUCUGCCCCAAUACGGAAUUGUCCUCUGUGUUAAAGGUGGCGCUGGAGCGGCUGCCGCUGCCGCAGGAGUUCUCCUCAAAGGAGCUGCGCGUCCUUUUAGAGGAAUUGCUGGAUAACAUGGAGAACGCGGUGCCCUUCAAAAUGCAGCAACCGAUGGAGACAUAAGAAAAGAAAAAAAAAGAACGCUUGAUUAAAGAAUACUUGUUUAGUUUAGGUUCGAAUUAGCUUAGAUAUAAAGAAUUGAUUAGCGUCUCCCUCGCACGCGAAAGAAAGUCACUUGUAGGAUAGGUCCGAGUAUUGCAUCAUUCGUCAUGAUUGCUCUAUAGUUAAUACAUAAAUGUUUCGUCAGAAAAGACAAUGCCAGAGGAAAUAUUAUUUUUGUUGAUUUGUUUACUUGAUUUCUAACUGCUUUGCUAUGUAAACCUAGUUUUUUUGGUAAAAAUUCAAAAUUAAAUAAACUACGAUCUGUUUAAUAACUAUAA
Molecule: messenger RNA, 6502 nt
Organism: Drosophila kikkawai
Lineage: Eukaryota; Metazoa; Arthropoda; Insecta; Diptera; Drosophilidae
Gene: Nup98-96
Product: nuclear pore complex protein Nup98-96
Biological process (GO): post-transcriptional tethering of RNA polymerase II gene DNA at nuclear periphery; telomere tethering at nuclear periphery; protein import into nucleus
Cellular component (GO): nuclear pore; nuclear pore cytoplasmic filaments
Molecular function (GO): RNA binding; structural constituent of nuclear pore
Source: RefSeq, a predicted model, not a curated record